Trichoderma atroviride IMI 206040 is the source of this 1075-nucleotide messenger RNA. The record is from RefSeq and is a predicted model, not a curated record. Lineage: Eukaryota; Fungi; Ascomycota; Sordariomycetes; Hypocreales; Hypocreaceae.
CUUCAACCUCCGGAAACCUAUUGGAUUUGACGAGGCACACUCUUCUUCGCUACUACUUUGCGUAAUAUCUCUAUACCCCUAGCGACGAAAGCCCUUAUCUUACCUGGACCUUUACUUCCCAUUCUCUACGAGUCGCUAGACACCUUCGCAGUAUCCAUGGAUACCAAGUCAUCAAACCCUCGCCUGACCUCUGAGUCACUCAGUCUUUCCAGCGGCAGCAAUUUUUCAACUCCCUCCGCUUCACUCGCAUCAACUCCCACUUUGGAGGCUCGCGAGUUUAUUAGCGGCGUCCCACCCAAAGUCUCGACAAACCCUCUGCCACCUCUUCUGCGAGCGUAUCCCCAGCCCGCCAAGGACAUCGACGUGGAGGAGGCUCUUGAGCGCCAGCCCGGGAGAUGGAGCCUCCAGGGCCAGAUGAAAGCAAACCAAAAGAGGGCACAGAUUGCCGCAUCCCGAUCCGACGACAAGGAGCAGAAGACGAGGGACUUUGAGACGGCCAAGCGAGAGCUGCUGGCCUUUCACGAGGGCACGCUGCAGAAUGCUUCUGGUAGGAAAUGAAUGGCGAUGGCAGCGGCUACACUGACGAAUUUACGUCCACUUUGCAACGUUUGGUUCAUAUUUGCGCGGCGCAACGGAUGGCAGGAUAUUAUACCCUUGGAGAGUUUCAGACGGGCUAUUACUGCGGAAUAGAGCAUCAGCAGGCUAGAGAUAUUUUUUGGGUUUAUAAAUUUGAAUUCUUAUGACGAAUGUACAUCCUGCGGCUUUUGACUUGUACUGCAUAACUACUACCUAGCGGCGAUCUUUUUUCUACAGCACUUGAGUGGAGUUGGGCGCGAGGGUGGCUCGUAAUGGAUAUUCUGGUGGCAUCUGCAGUCUGUAUGAUGCCGUUGAGUUUCUACUGGAAGCGACGAGCCAGUGUGAAACCAUAGGCCAGCAGGCCGAAGAAACUGGUCAGGUUGAGGGACGCACUGAGGCCGUGCAGCAUAUCAAACUUGCGGUUCAGAGCCUUCAUCUCAGCCGAGGCACCCUCCUUCUCGAACCACUCCUUUCCGUCUCGCUUGCCUUUGUCCGUAGC